AACACGAGUAUUUUCAUUUGUACAGAAGACCAGUUGAAGACCUCAUGUACUCCUCCAGGUUAAUAGAAUCCGCGUCAGGCGCGCAGAAAUUUCAGCUCCAGUGCAAAGGACUUAAUGGAUUGGGUCCUGAGUGGGUACCCUUACAACAGGAUUGGAGUAAUCGCUGGUGUACACUCACCGAAAGAUUUACGGAAGAGUUUGUGAAGCGAAUCCAUGACUUUAAAACGCGAAGCAGUGAUGUGUUUGUGGUGACAUUUAUAAAGUCCGGUACGACAUGGAUGCAGGAAUUGGCUUGGCUUUUGCUUAAUCAAAUAGACUUAAAUGGAGCUCGAAACAGUGAUUUAUUGCAGCGGAGUCCUUUUCUAGAAGAGUCUGGACUUCAUCCUGUGGCUUUGGAUUCCAUAGCAACUUGCGAUAAAAUUCAAUCCAAUCCUCGAUUGAUAAAAUCCCAUUUGCCAGCGCAACUGUUGCCCCAAGAGAUCUGGACCCAAGAUCGAAAAGUUAUCUACGUUGCUCGGAAUCCGAGGGAUGUUGUGGUUUCCACGUUUCACUAUUUCACUGGCCUGAAGAUCUCGAAUUGCAGCUUGGACGACUUCGUGGAUUACUUCAUUGCGGAUAAGGUGGUAUUUACCACAUACUGGACCCAUGUUAUCGAUUUUUAUAGAAUGCGCAAUGAGGAGAAUGUCUUCUUUGUUACCUAUGAGGAAAUGAAACGAGAUCUGGAAAAUGUGGUCAGGAGACUAUCUCGAUUCUUGGGUUGCCAACAGCUAAGCGAUAGUGAAAUGGAAAAGCUGGUAAACCACUUAAGUUUCAAGAACAUGAAAGGAAGCAAUUUUGUCAACUAUACUGCCUUGCAAGAAUAUACUAAUUUGAACGAUAACUUUCAAUUUAUGCGCCGUGGAAUCGUUGGCUCUUACAAGGAUGAGUUAAGUUCUGAUUCUCAGAACAAAAUCAAUAAAUGGACAGAAAGCUUUUUGCAAGAAUACGGAAUUGCAGAAUCUGAUAUUUUUGGCCACCUAUAAGUUUAGUGUUCUGUUAUUUGUGCUUAAAAAUGUUACUCAGAAUUAAAUAAUAAAUUUCUUUUAUAACCGUGGACGGCCGCCCACGUAGUGACGAUGAGCAACGAAAAGUGUGAUUUUU
Molecule: messenger RNA, 1140 nt
Organism: Drosophila gunungcola (fruit fly)
Lineage: Eukaryota; Metazoa; Arthropoda; Insecta; Diptera; Drosophilidae
Product: sulfotransferase 1E1-like
Exons: 4
Coding region: 45-1022 (325 amino acids)
Biological process (GO): sulfation
Cellular component (GO): cytoplasm
Molecular function (GO): sulfotransferase activity
Source: RefSeq, a predicted model, not a curated record